Elgaria multicarinata webbii is the source of this 2076-nucleotide messenger RNA. RefSeq names its product lamin tail domain containing 2 (gene LMNTD2). The transcript has 15 exons. NCBI's taxonomy places the organism in Eukaryota, Metazoa, Chordata, Lepidosauria, Squamata, Anguidae. Gene Ontology annotation, cellular component: cytoplasm; nuclear envelope. The annotation marks the transcript as partial. The record is from RefSeq and is a predicted model, not a curated record.
GCCACAUCCUCCCUAAGGAGGGAACGACAUUCCAGCAUUAGAUUUAAGCCAGUGGAGGGAAAUAAAUCCGAAAUAGAUAAUGGUGAUGUUAACGGCCAGUUCCGGUGGGAAGACAGGAGCGAACAUCCUGUCAUCAGCAGGGGCAGCGUGAUGUUCAGUCCUAGGACUAAUACCCAAAGAUUUGACAGCUUCUCUAGCUCUUCUACAACUGCAAAUGAACCCCUGAAACAACAGGAAUCCCGCAUGCUGCUGCAGAACCCAAAACUGGUGGAAAAUCCACGUGCCCUGCUCCUAUUGCUGCAUCAGAAGAAUCUGGAAAUCAAGGGGCUGAAAAACGCUUCCCAGAAAGAUCCAUCUGACCGGCUUGGCUGUAUUUUGCAGGAGCUUGUGAAAUCCAGGCAGAAAGCACCACAAAGGAAAAGUUCAACUGAAAAUGCCCUUCAAAAAGAAGUAGAUCAACUGAAUGCUGAACUGACAGCUGUCAAGAAAAAACAUGAGCAGGAGUUGCAAAAGUUGGAGGAUAAACUCAUGAAAUCAAAAUUGGACGUCCUGCACUUGCAGGAUGCAGUAAGAAUCCUGACAGAAAAAGCUGAGGAAGAAAUAGACACAGAGUCGAGUAUGUCACAGGAUGAAGGGACAAAAUUAGCAUGCGAGUGCUUUGAGCUCUGGUCAGAGAAGGGAAAAAGGAUAACAUCAGACACAAGUGAUCUAAGGCUUCGGAGAAUUCCAAAGCACACCAGCUUUGUGGAUGCCUUUAAUAAGUUUGGAAGUGUCUCUCUGUCUGAAGAGGAGAAAGGUGAAAUAAUCAAUAAAUUAGAGACAGUCGCUGAAAUAGCACAACUUCAUAGCAUCACAGAUGAGAGCUCACAGGAAAGCUUAGGAACCGAGAGUCAGUUGCCUUCUUCACAAUCCUCCAUAGCUGUCCUCACCUCUCAGAAAUCAGAUCUCACUUUAUCUACAACCGAGACCAAGAUGACAGAAUCCUCUUUGAGUCUGCCACCAUCACUGGAGAAAGUUGAACAGGGGAUAUCCACCCACAUGGUUCAUCCCUUGGAGCCUUGGAGGCUAACUCAACCUGGUCUUACCCUUGGGCAGCCAUCAGAUGAAGAGAGAUGCACCCACGUUAUGUCGUCCCCAUUCAUAGAAAAAUGUAAAUGGUGUCAUAGUGUCACAAGCCCUCUCAGGAUUGUCAGUGUACAUCGUACAGGCAAAUUUGUUCGAAUCUUCAACUCAUGGUUGAACAAGGAGGUAGACCUCAGUAGCUACGUCAUCCAGCAGUGGGUUGGAGGUUACCCAGUGUCUAUCUACCGUUUCCCAAGUGGCACCAUUCUGCCUGCACAGCACCACAUCACUGUCUGGGCUGCAGGGGCUAACCUUGCUCAUGAGCAUCCUUCAGACAAGUUGUCAGGCCCACGGUUUUUCAGAGCAGGCCCAGAAUGCACCACCAUCCUCUGUGACCAGAGUGGCCAGACUGUGUCGCAACACACAAACCCUCACCAGGUAACGGCAGCUGCAGCAGCCUACAGUGACAAUGUGGACCUUUCAGUGGACAAGUUUCCACUCAAGGAUGAUGGUGAUGAUGACGAUGAUGACGAGGUGGAGGAGGGACCUAAUCAGUUGAAGCUUCCCUUAAGGAAAGCGUCAUACUCACGAAAUCGUAAGAAAGACAGGGAUUCAGGCAUCUUGAUAAAGAAAAGAUACACAAGACACUAUUCUGUUGAUUCUUCAGCCAGUAGCAAGUUAUCAAAUAGCCAUUCCACAGGAGCCAAGAAACAAAUCAGAGAUUCAAGUACCUCUUCUGGCUCAUUUUUCUUUUCCACAAUAAAUCUACCUCCAGAUUUGGUCAAGGAGAGCGUGUCUUCAUCCAGCGAGGGAGAUUAUUUUGCUUUGCAGUCACGACAACCCAAAUAUGAGGAACCAGAAACUAGAGAGUUCAAGACUACAUUGGAUACUACACUUCCCAUGGUGUCUCUGAUAGGACAGAAGAGUGCUCGCUCAAAGUAUGGUUUCAAGUUCAUGACUCACCUUCCUACCACCACUGAUCUGCAUUUAAGGCGCUACUGUCCUGCUAGAUGA